Messenger RNA from Auxenochlorella protothecoides, 1434 nucleotides. RefSeq names its product RNA-binding protein Nova-1. Gene Ontology annotation, biological process: regulation of gene expression. The transcript is spliced from 6 exons. Gene Ontology annotation, cellular component: cytoplasm; nucleus. Gene Ontology annotation, molecular function: mRNA binding. The coding region runs from base 1 to 1434 and encodes 477 amino acids. NCBI's taxonomy places the organism in Eukaryota, Viridiplantae, Chlorophyta, Trebouxiophyceae, Chlorellales, Chlorellaceae. The record is from RefSeq and is a predicted model, not a curated record.
AUGACUGCCGCGGAACCCGCCCCUCCCGACACCAAGCUCCUGGAAAACAUAUCCACCACGCUUUUCAACCUCUCGAUCGACACCCGGACCUCCGCGAGGUCCUCGGAACCCACCACACCCGGGGAUUCUCCCAUUUCUCUGGAUUCCGAGCUGAGGGGCUGGCUCUCCGACACCCUGAGCUUGGCUGCUACUAAUCCCACUGUAUACGUCAAGCUCCUCAUAUCCAAUGGCAUCGCGGGCUCCAUCAUCGGCAAGGGUGGCACCAACAUCAACGACUUCCAGGCCAAGACCUUUGCUCGGAUCCAGUUGUCCAAGAGCCAGGAGUACUACCCCGGCACCCAGGACCGCACCCUGCUCAUCUCAGGCCGCCUGAAGCAGGUGGUCGCCGCCCUGGCCCUCAUCCUGGACAAGCUGGUGGGGGAAGGGGCGGCCCCCUUUAGCCCCCGCUCCCGGCUGCACCAGGAGCCUGACAGGGCGCCGCGCCUGCUGCUCAAGAUGCUGGUCCCCCAACCCCUCUGCGGUAUUAUCAUCGGCAAGGCAGGGGCCACCAUCCGCUCCUUCUCCAACGACACCCAGACCACCAUCCGGGUGACCCACGGGGAGGGUGCCCCCCUGGCCCUGGCUCACCGCGUGGUGACCCUGUCUGGGGAGCAGUCUGGGGUCCUGAAGGCGGUGGCCCUGCUUGUCCUGAAGCAGAGCGAGGACAUCCAGUUCCCUCUCUACUCCGACCUGCCCUCCACCUACGCCUGCUCCCCCGCCUCGGUCAUGGCGGCGGGAGCGGGUAGCAUGUAUGGUGCCGGCGCGACCUCCCCGCCCCACUACCACUCUGACUCACCCCCGCACCACCACCAGGCGGGCCUGCCGCCUCGCCAGCCUCCCUAUCCGGGCAACUGGGGCGGGGUGGGCCAGCACGACGGCGCAGACGGGCGCUUCGCCUACCCCGACGCCCGGCAGUACACCCGCUUCGCGCUCACCAUCCCUCAGGAGCAGGCCGCCGCGCUGUCGGACGGCGGCUACACCCUGCUGAAAUCCAUACUGAGGCUGGAGCAUGGUUUCCACCGCCUGCCGGGCAUGGCGGGGAGGUACCGCGUGCUGAGCGUGUCCGGUACCGCUGUCAGCGUGCAGCAUGCGCACGCCCUAGUCUCCAGCCACCUGGCGGGCCUGCACGCCCAUGCCAUGGGCUACGCCCACCCGCAAUCCCCCGGCGGCGGCCCGGCCUGGGCGCACACCGUCGCCGGCUGCACCUACUACGCACCGCCGGUGCCGCCGCCCCAUGCCUGGGCGGCGGCGGCGCUGGGCGACGCCGGGGUCGCAGUGCACCCGCCCGCUGGGAGCUGGGUGGAGGCCGAGUCCACCAUCGAGGCCAGCAGCAGCGGGGAGGUGUCCCCCGGGCCCCGCGCGGCCACGCCGCCCGCCGAGCAGGCGACGGCGUGA